CCGGAACUAUGGGGACGGGGUGAGCGCCCUCCCACUUACAGCUGCAGGUUGGUUAGAACAGCUUCAAAAAAGAAAAACUUACUUUGCGGUUCUAGUCUGUAAGGUUUUAGAUUCCCGCGUGGCCCCUUUAAUUUUCUGUUUUUGUUUUCUAAACCCCUGAUGUUAGCACACGCAGGAUGUGCGAAAUAACUUCAGCUCCUGCAGAAUACAGAUCGGUCUGAGAGCACAUGUUUCUUCCGUAGGCCAGCUUCUGAGGUAAAUAUGAAGGUAAAGAAAGAAAGAAAAACCUUUGUCAGGCCAUUUAAAAGAUUUAAAAGAAAGCAAGGCAUUAGAGUGUUGGGAGAGUGGAAGCCAGUAGAAAUUGACACCGAACUCUUUGAUGGGCAAGAACUUGAGGGAAUGACUUGCUUUGAAGAGCUCACGGCGUAUACGUUAAGUACUUCUUCAAAUGAUUUAAAAGAAAAGGGUAAGAAAAGAAAGAUCAGUAUCGCAGAAACCGAUGACUCUAUCUUAAGGAAGAAGAAGAAAAAGAAACUAAAGCUUCACAAAGAUAAUAGUUAUGAAGCAGUUGGGUCUCUCAAAGGUGGUGAAAAACGAGCAUCAGAACAAAGUGAGGAUAGAGUGUACCCAGAAGAGCAGUGCAAGAUUAAAACAUUUGGUAUAACCACUGACACUGUGGCUGAAACAGAAACAUCUGCCAUUCCUGUUAAGAUUACAUCACGUAAAAAAGAAAAACGGAAGAAAAAGAAAAUUGUCACCAGUAGUUCUGUGGAACAGGGUGCUCAACUUUCUAAAGCUCCUCAAAAAGUAAGAAACUGGACAGCAUCUGCCUUGUGCAGUCAGUCUUCCAUGCCUUCUUCUCAGCCAGCUGAUGUGUCUGCAUGGAAAGACCUUUUUGUUCCAGAGACAGUCUUGAAGGCAUUGCGAUCCCUUGGAUUUAGUGAUCCAACACCUAUUCAAGCACUGACAUUGCCUUCUGCUGUUAGAGAUAAAAUGGACAUUCUUGGUGCUGCAGAAACAGGCAGUGGUAAGACACUUGCAUUUGCUAUUCCUAUGAUCCAUUUAAUACUGGAGUGGAGAAAGUCUCAAGAUGCUGGAACUAAUGUUCAUGGCAGCCCAGAAGACCCGUUAAGAAUAGAUUCAAAAUCCUUAAAUACAAAAAAGAAAGCUUCCCAGGAGGAGGAUGAGGAUGACAGUGAUGAUGGCAGUGAUACUGCAAGUUUGAAUGAUAUGGAAGGAGACAGUUCUGCAACAAUGGGUUGCGUUAAAGUUACGGAUGAUAUUCAGUUUGAUUUUGAAACAAAUAAACUUGUCAAAAAAGUGCAAAAAGUUGAUCAGCACAGACCCUUACUGGGACUGGUCUUGACUCCCACUAGAGAGCUGGCAGUCCAGGUGAAGCACCAUAUUGAUGCUGUGUGUACAUUUACAGGUAUAAGAACUGCAAUUGUAGUAGGUGGAAUGGCUCCACAGAAACAGGAGAGAGUAUUAAAUCGAAGGCCUGAAAUUGUAAUUGCAACUCCUGGUCGUCUGUGGGAGUUAAUUAAAGGAGGACAUCCACAUUUGUCAUAUCUCAAGAAACUCCGGUGCCUUGUGAUUGAUGAAGCUGACAGAAUGGUAGAAAAAGGACAUUUUGCCGAACUUUCAGAAUUGCUGGAAAUGCUGAAUGACUCAAAGUGUAAUCCCAAUAGGCAGAACUUUGUAUUUUCUGCCACCUUGACCAUGGUUCAUCAGCUGCCAAAAAGAAUACUGAAAAAGAAAAAUACAAAGAGUAUUGAUAGAGAAACAAAGCUUCAGCUCCUGAUGAAAAAAAUUGGAAUACAGGGAAAGCCAAAAGUAAUAGAUUUGACCAGGAAAGAGGCAACUGUGGAAACUCUUACAGAGACCAGAAUCCACUGUGAUACUGAAGAAAAAGACUAUUAUUUAUAUUAUUUCCUAUUGCAGUACCCUGGCAGAACUAUGGUCUUUGCAAAUAGCAUUGACUGCAUAAAGCGCUUGAAUAGCUUGCUUACCAUUCUUGAGUGCAGUCCUCUACCCUUGCAUGCUAAUAUGCACCAGAAGCAAAGACUGAAAAACCUUGAAAGGUUUGCAGAAAGAGACAGCUCGGUUCUUCUGACUACUGACGUAGCUGCUCGUGGUCUUGAUAUUCCAAAUGUGCAACAUGUGAUUCAUUAUCAGGUUCCUCGCACAUCAGAGACUUAUGUCCAUAGAAGUGGUCGAACAGCCAGGGCUUUCCAUGAAGGUCUUAGCUUGUUGCUGAUUGGGCCCAAUGAUAUGAUGAAUUUCAAGAAGAUUUACAAAACACUGGGCAAAAAUGAAGACCUUCCCCUAUUUCCAGUUGAAACAAAAUGCAUGGCUGCUAUUAAGGAGCGAGUGGAUCUGGCAAGAAGUAUUGAGAAAAUGGAAUACCAUAACAGUAAAGCAAAGCAGCACAACUCCUGGGUUCAGCAAGCAGCAGAGGCUUUAGAACUGGAUGUUGAUGAAGAUUUGUUAAUUGGCGGAAAGCAGGAUGAACAAGAAAAAAGUGAGAAGCAGAAAAUUCUGAAGAGUUUGAAGAAACAGCUGAAACGUGCACUCUCACAGCCAGUAUUCAAGAACAUUAUGAAAACUCGGUAUCCAACUCAGCUUGGGAAGUUAACUCUCCCUCACCUGCCUGUAGCAAACUCUGAAUCCGCUCUGAAUUCAGUUUCAAAAAUCAAAAAUCAAAAAAGAAAAAAGAAUGCUACAAAAACCUAAGCCUUGAUAAGAAUUGUUGAACUUGUUAUGUAAAGUGUAAACAUAACUUAUCUGGUGAUGACAUCUAGUAAUGCAUAAGUCAGUUGGUCUAGAAUGCAUUCUUGACUACCCCAUACAGCUUUAUCUGGAAUCUAUCUGUUGCACAGAUUAAGGAUAUGAUGAUGAUGAAUAUCAUCUCAUCCCAGCCUUUCAGAUGCACCUUAAUUUCUUAAAAUAAACAAAAGUGGUAGUUGCUA
Molecule: messenger RNA, 2969 nt
Organism: Protopterus annectens (West African lungfish)
Lineage: Eukaryota; Metazoa; Chordata; Ceratodontiformes; Protopteridae
Gene: DDX24
Product: DEAD-box helicase 24
Exons: 9
Coding region: 262-2733 (823 amino acids)
Cellular component (GO): nucleolus
Molecular function (GO): RNA helicase activity; nucleic acid binding; ATP binding
Source: RefSeq, a predicted model, not a curated record